AUGAUGGUGCAGGUCUGCCUGCUGGAUUUCCCUUGGGUGUUGGACUAUAUCUUGGCAACGCGAUUCAACUGCUCUUUGCGACAAAUUCGUCAUGCAGUAUGCAGCAUAGUGCUCACGCUGCGGACCAUCUUGUCAGCAGCAGUCGAGUUGGGCCUACUGGUUUCUCAAGACUCUGAUGCUGAUGGAUCCAUCUCGGCAAAACCUUUCAUCGAUAACAUGAUUCACGUUAUCAGUGAGUGUUUGAAGAACUUCCCGCUUUGCUUGGAUUCGGAGUUCUUCCACUCGUUCCUGGAGCCACUGCCCAGCCAUCUGAGAUUCCUGUGUGGAAAUUUUCACCCCUUGACGCACAUGCAGUUUGAGGACUCUGCCAAGCAAAAGGCCUUUGAAGCGCAAACGAAGGCAAUAACGCAGGCUUUGUCUGAGCUGCCGUCGCAGUGUUCCAACUUGGAACUUCAUAUGAGCUCACAAGAGCCUGUGCUCAAGCAGAUACAGCUUAUCAAGGAGCAUCUGCGAGCACCUCUCUGGAUGCUGAUGCACGACUUCCGAAGCCUGCAGGGCGAGGAGAAACUUCUCGUUGAGGAUGUGCGACAAGCUGUCCGGGCAACUGCAGAGCUCCAGGCACGCGAAACGGGCGAGCUCCCAUCCUGGCCACAGGUAUUGGGUGACACGCUGCUCUUGCUGCUGCCACUUUGGAAGCUGUCCGCGCUGGCAGUUGCCAAGGGCCAGGAAGCACUGACGCAUUUCGUCGCUGGACCACCACUGGGUGCAAACUUGGGAGCUCAGCGUCUUCUGAGACGGCUCAUUGAAGUCUUACUGAGUGACAAGGCGGAUUUCAUGGACAUCGCUCUUUGGUUUGCAGCCGAACCUUCGUCUGCAGCCUUGCUAACCAGCGGGGAGGCAGUUCACUUCCUCCUCCCGGAGGCGGCUAAUGACGAUGAGUUCGCGAGCUUUCGAAAAGAUGGCCUUUUGCGCACGCAGGACAAUCUUGCGUAUUUGCAGGGACAUCUCCUCAGGCUGCCAAAGCAUCUGAGAGUUCAUGUUUCCGCUUACUGGCGGAAAGCUGUCGAAGAGGUCCACUUAUAUCUGCAGUUAUACCUCAGAGUCAUUGAGGCCUUUCUGGAGGUACAGAAAGAGGUCCACACCUUUGUCCAGACUCAAUUGUUCAUGGAGGUGCUGCUCGGUCUGUUCGGGUCCUAG
Symbiodinium natans is the source of this 1197-nucleotide messenger RNA. The record is from the annotation of a GenBank genome assembly. NCBI's taxonomy places the organism in Eukaryota, Dinophyceae, Suessiales, Symbiodiniaceae.